Sugiyamaella lignohabitans is the source of this 2100-nucleotide messenger RNA. RefSeq lists its product as uncharacterized. Lineage: Eukaryota; Fungi; Ascomycota; Dipodascomycetes; Dipodascales; Trichomonascaceae. Bases 1 to 2100 code for a protein of 699 amino acids. The transcript has a single exon. The record is from RefSeq and is a predicted model, not a curated record. Gene Ontology annotation, biological process: protein phosphorylation. Gene Ontology annotation, molecular function: ATP binding; protein kinase activity.
AUGUCGAACGUUCACUAUAGUGGUACUGGGGCCUAUGAACGGCAAAAGAAUCCACCACUGACCCAGUCAGACUUGAAUUCAGAUAAUGCCACGAAAGUUGAAAGUAGUGGAAGCGCUGAGAGUGCUGGGAGCACUCUCAGCAUUGACGGCACUGACAGCAGUGUAGAACGAGAUAGCCAUAGUUCAAGCGCUCAUGAUGGUACAGGUACGGGUUCCACUGUCGAUACUACUGGUCAGUUUCUAAGUAAUGUUUCUGGAAAACACGAAAUGGACACUGCUGAGCCUGUUUCUGAUGUUGAGAUGGAUGAAGCAGAUGAUACCAGCUCUAUUCAAUCAACUCCUCCAUCAUACAGUACCAACAAAUUUGUGUCUGAUUCGAUAACAGCCAACUCUGGGUCUGAUCCGCUUUCAAACCUCAUUUCGUCAUUAUCUACCGAUUCAUCACCCAUAGCCCCGUUUCCAGGUCGAGGUCCUGCACCAACAAACCCCAUAAUACCUACAACUGUGCCGCCAAGCACUCUUGGAGAAGACACCAACCUGUCUCAUACUGUUAACCAGAUUCCCAUACAAUACUCUAAUGAACCCAACAUUGUCUUUACCUCUUCAUCUCAAUCUUCUGAUAAUACUAAUAACUAUGCAGGAAAAAAAUCUGUUCGAGAACCGCUCAAACUGCAGAUUCCUCCAACCUCAUCCACCUCAUCCUACCCAUCAUCCUCUACAUCAUCAUAUUGGGACCAACAGUUAGCCAGUCCAUUUGAAGUGGUACCUUUUCCAUCGCCAUUAAUUGGUCCUUCGGAAGGUGAAGACUAUGAUUCAAUGGCCCUCUUUCGUGCCUUUAAUGGCAGAAGCUCACCCAUGUCAGCAACUGUAUCAAGAGCUUCUUCUAUUCGUAGACCGACAAGUAUGUCUCCACAAGAUAAAUUGUCUAUAUCCAGCCCUUCUCCAAUUGCUCCCAUAACAAUUGCAGCCGCUAGUGCUGCCCUGUCGUCACUAAAACGACAGCAGUCGUUGUCAAAGGGCCAGCUGUCGUCAUCGAUACAAUCACAAGACGGACUAAUCCCGUCAGCUACAAUCAACACACCAAGUACCCCUCGUGAGAAGCGUAUAGUGAGUGAAUACGUACCUGUAGCGAAUAACCCAGCCAACAACAUCUUACCGCCGCGACUACCUGGAAUCCUAGCUGACAAACCAAGUCGACUGCUUCCACCAGCAGAUAUGACGUCUUCUCUUACUGGUACUCUUCUCCCACAACCACCGCAUCAGUCGCCAAUUCCACUUCCUUUAUACACGACCCACGGAGACCAGCCAAUAAUUAUAAAGAAACGAGAUGACCAGCAACAGCAGGAUAAUGUUAACAGAUCUCGUUCAAACAGUGAUCUUAAAACUCCACCUCUUCGUCCUCUAUACGGUCGUUCAUCUUCGAGCGAGCAUGUCCGUCUUAUCGAAAAACUUCACCGAGAACGGAUUCCGAACCUUGCUCUUCAUACGGCCACUAGUUCCUCUAGUUCGUCGGGCCAAAGUUCAAAUUUGAAUGCUGGCUCUGGACUUGUGAGUUUGUUGCCAACAAGUUAUGAAAAAACGAGUCCUCUUUCAAAGUCAUCUUCCACUGCUUCUGAGGCAAGCCGUCUUUAUUCAUCUGCCUCUUCAACCUCUAGUCAAGAACUUGAUCGUGACGUAGACUCUGAGGAAACAAUUAGCACGGUGGGUCAUAAACAACGUACUUCAGAAGUGAAAAUCGAAGACACGACAUCAACCGGAACCAAAGAGACAACUUUAACUGUUCCGAACCAACUUUCAGAAACUGUUACCAGUCCACCAGCAACUGGAAGAAUUUAUGAAGCAUAUGAUAUCAAGAAAAGAAGGUCGACUUGGCGAGAAAUAUCGCUACUUGGUCGAGGAGCUUUCAGCAGGGUCGUGCUUGCGAAGCCCGUUGAACGAUUUGUCAUUCCCUCUUACCGUGAGAAAGUCGACUCAAUUCUUGUGGCCAUCAAAAUUGUAGAGCUCGGAGCUGCUGGAGGAGGAUCCCGCGAACGGAUCGAGUCUGGUCUUGGCAGAGAAAUCGAAAUAUUAAAGGUUUGUAUACCAUCAUUAUUAUCUUAA